This is a messenger RNA of Misgurnus anguillicaudatus (oriental weatherfish), 2051 nucleotides long. RefSeq names its product leukocyte elastase inhibitor. Gene Ontology annotation, biological process: negative regulation of endopeptidase activity. Gene Ontology annotation, molecular function: serine-type endopeptidase inhibitor activity. NCBI's taxonomy places the organism in Eukaryota, Metazoa, Chordata, Actinopteri, Cypriniformes, Cobitidae. The record is from RefSeq and is a predicted model, not a curated record.
UAGUUUAAUAAUCUGCUCUUGGGUCUACACUUUGUCCUCCUUCAGGCGAGGCAAUGUUAUAAUAAAAACACUUGCGACAAGAGCAACUCAUUCAUCUGUGACACACAGGAGAUAAAUAGUCUUUGCAGAGGAAUAGGUUGUGAAAAUGGAGUCUUUGUCUGCAGCAAACACACAAUUCUCUCUCAAUGUGUUUAAGAAGAUCAGUGAGAUAAACACUAGUGGAAAAAAUGUCUUCUACUCUCCUCUCAGCAUCUCCUCGGCUCUUGCCAUGGUGUCACUUGGUGCUAAAGGAAACACAAAAGAUCAGAUCUUACAGGUUCUGUGUCUUAACAAAUGUGGACCAGCAGUUCUGCACCAGAGCAAGAAACCUAAGACAGCUGAUCAGGAGGACCAAAUUCAUUCCAGCUACAACAAACUCAUGAGCGAGUUGAACAAACCAGGAGUCCCAUAUAUGUUGAGUCUUGCCAAUCGUCUGUAUGGAGAGAAAUCCUAUCAGUUUAUUGAUAAAUUCAUUAGUGACUCACAAAAAUACUACCAGGCUGGACUGGAGUCUGUGGACUUCAUAAAAAACUCAGAAGCUGCACGCGUCAACAUCAACAACUGGGUGGAGGAAAACACACAAGGGAAGAUCAAAGACUUGCUGGCACAGGGGAUCCUCAAUGAUUUGACUCGUUUGGUUUUGGUGAACGCCAUCUACUUCAAAGGGAACUGGGAGAAAAAAUUCCCAAAGGAAGCCACAGUUGAUCAACAGUUUAAAGUGAACAAGAAUGAAACUAAACCAGUGAAGAUGAUGAAACAGGAGUCAGAGUUUCCUUUGAUCUUCGUCCCAGAGGUGAACAGUAAGAUCCUGGAGCUGCCGUAUGUCGGGAAGAAUCUGAGUAUGUUGAUCAUCCUUCCUGAUGAGAUUGAAGACGACACCACUGGACUUCAGAAGCUGGAGAAAACGCUGAACUAUGAGAAGCUCAUGGAGUGGACCAAACCUGACAACGUGGAACUACUAGACGUCCAGAUAUCUCUGCCUCAAUUCAAGCUGGAAGAAACUUAUGACAUGAAGAAUCUACUGGUGAAACUGGGAAUGGUGGAUGCUUUUGAGAAGGAAAAGGCAAAUUUUUCAGGCAUGUCCCCCAAAAAUGAUCUGGUGGUGUCUGAGGUGAUUCAUAAAUCCUUUGUUGAAGUCAAUGAAGAAGGAACAGAAGCAGCUGCAGCUACUGGUGCUGUCAUGAUGCUACUAAGCUACACACCUCCACAGAUCUUCAAUGCUGAUCAUCCCUUCCUGUUCUUCAUCCGACACAAUCCCACCAACACCAUUCUGUUUUAUGGACGCUUCUGCUCUCCAUGAGCUCCUGCUGAUAGUUUGACCUUCUGAAGAGCUCUAGACUGGGGUUCUGGUCAUGAGCUGUGUGCAGUAUCUCAUAUCUAAUCAAAGCUUUCAGUUAUAAGAAUAGUUUAUAAAUGCAUAUGAUGUGUUUAUAUACUGAACAUAACCAAAUGUUUUUUCCUAUCCUUGCAGAUUAUUUUGUGAUAAACGAAAUAAGUGCAUUUUCAUUUGUUGAAAUAAUGUGAUGUCACAGACCAUAAUAAAGAAUACCAGGGAGCAUGCUUUUAAACAAUAUUAAAAAUUGAACUAAACAUUACUGAUACUUUACAUGUAAGGCAAGUACUUCAUAUGUAGAUCUUGUAAUUGUGAUAAAUAAAAAUAAUAUCAAUAAAACAACAUUUUAGAACUGUAAUCAGGGCUGCUUUAAACAUUCGUGCUCUCAGUUAAAAUAAGUGCACAGUCAAAAUCAUAAGAUGGUAACAUUAGUGUGCCACCAUAUAAUGUAAAUAGUGGGCACAAGAAAACAGCGUAAUAACUAUAAAAAAGUAGAAGUAUUGUUUGAGUCAACAAAAAGUUUUUUUUUUUAAUGCAAACGUUUUGAUACAACAUAGGGAAAUGUAUUCAUUCUACAUGAAGAUUGGAAUGAAAGGCUUAACACAGUAUAAUCAAAAAGCAUAUUCUAGGACUGUCAAAAAAAUUAUUGUAUACAAAUUAAAAGUUUUUGCAAAAUUUA